UCCCACAUGACCUCUGACUUUGCAAUUGUGAUUUUUGUUGUUUAGAACAUACUUGCUUUUGUUAUUUAAGAAAAAAGCUCCAUUUCAUUUCAACUCAUUUAAAUUCUUUCCCACUGAAGACCAAAAGACAACAUGGUAUUUUGAGGGGCUAAUUAGGAGAUUGGUGGUGACAUUUUAGCAAAUCCUAUUCCCUGCUGGGAAAUAUUAAUUCUCUCUUUUAUAAUUUUUGGGCAAGACGCAAAUAUCCAGGGAAACAAAGCCUUUUAAAUAUAGUUAUUUUGAGGCACUUGGGUUUUUAACAGUUGAUAGGUAAAUACUGCUAACCAGAGACAAUGACAAAAGGAAAACCUCUAACUCAACACUGAGUUUGUCAGUUUGUCACCUGGUACCUGCCAACAGAAAAAGGUGCUGACCUAUUUCACAGACUUUUUCCAACUGAGAUAGCAGAAACCAAACUGAACAACCCUGACUUGGAUUUUUAACUUGGAACAGUAUUACCACACAGGGCUGAAUACUGAAAUCAUCAAGUUCAUUUGUUUUGUGUGGAUCAGGAGUCCUUAUACAACAGAACAGCCAUAUUUCCAGUUAAAAUACUUGGUAGGUAUUCCUCAGAAACCUUCCAAGCACCUGCACAAAUAUAAAAAAUAUCAAUGGGGAAUGCCUGGAAUACUAUUAUGUGACCCUGGAAAACUGCUUAUUGAAAGAACAUUUUAUAAAUGGACUUUCUAUUCAGCGCUAUGAGCACCUGACUUACAAUAAAUAAGAGUUGACAGAAGAAGUAAUUAAAAAAGCUACACUUCUGGAAUAGCAACAUGUGCAAACAAUGGAGAAAAUGUUUAAUUAAAUAAAAAAAAAAUAAAAAAAGAGGACCUUUUUCUUUUCCCAGUUCUUACAUUUCAGCAUGAUAUCUGUAUUCGGCUUUCUUUGGUUGUUUUCACUUGAAAUGCCUCACCCUUGAUAAAAGCCGCCAGCCUGUCACAGCCUCAUGCCUUCAGCGGCCGUGGUGAUGCAAUCAUGUGGGCAGUGACCUUUUUAACUCAAACAGAGUGUGUUUCGGCAGGGCAGCGCUGGAUUCUUCUUUCAGCUCUCUUUGCUGUUCUCUGCCCCCCGCCGGGACAAAAUCACCGUCUUUAUUUUCAGCAUUCAGGCCGAAGAGAGCUGGAUAUCUCCCCCGCCUCCGGGCCGCGAAAGCAUUCCCGAUGAUCAUCGGAACAAGCCACCACUUAGCAGGCUUCUGCACUGUGCUUUCCUACAGCUCUAGUACACACACUAGCACACUGCUUACAAUUAAUAUCCCGAUUAAUUGAAACAGUUUUAAAUUUUUAAUUAACGAGAAAAGGGAACCGGAGGCAGGAAGAGGGCGCAGGCGGGACCCGCACGAUAGCCCGUGACCACCCAGGGCACGGCCGCCCCUCAGCCGCCCUGAGGCGCCUCCCGUGUUGGAAAGGAUUGAUUAUAUAAUUUAGAACCAGCGAACAUUAUUUUGAUAGAAACGCAUAAAUUGGUGAGAAAGUUUUUUAUCAGCUUCUGUGUGAAGGCCGAAAUGCUCUCGGGCACGCACAUGAGGCUCCAGGCCUGGCUGACGUACGUGAAGGGUUUCUUUUUCCCGACGAUUCCGGGACAGUUAGCGAAGGCCGCAGCUCGCGCCGGAAAUCACGUGACCCAGGCCGCGAGCAGGGCCCCCCUCCCUCGCAGCGGCCUUGGGGGCGCCGCCCGCGGCCGCCGGCGGUACUGCAGCGCCCGGGCCCGCCCCGCCCCCUGCCCCCGCCGGGCGCACGCGCGGUGCGGGCGGGAGCGGGAGCGGGACGGCGGCGGACGCGGCGUUCCCGGUGUGGGCCCCACCGAACCCCGUCUCCCGGCGGACACAGAGGGAGCGGCCGCGGGGGUACAGCGGGGGCACAGCGGGGAAUGCUGAGCGCCCCCCGGGGCCGUGCAGCCUGCGAGGAGACCUCGCCUGUCGGCCCCGCAGCGCGGCGGGAGAGAACCGCCCGCCCGAGCCAGUGUGGAAAAAUGGCAAAGAGAAUUGCAGAGAAGGAACUGACUGACCGAAAUUGGGACCAGGAGGAUGAAGCUGAAGAGGUCGGAACAUUCUCUGUGGCAAGUGAAGAGGUCUUGAAGAACAGAGCUAUCAAAAAAGCAAAACGCCGAAAUGUUGGGUCAGAGUCUGAAAGUGGAGGAGCUUUUAAAGGGUUUAAAGGCUUUAUAUUGCCUUCUGGAAAAGGAGGAGGUGGCUUCAGUGGAUUUGGUAAUGGUGCAGGAAUAAAGCCUUUGGAAGGGCUGUCUAAUGGAAGCAGUAGUAUCUCUAGUACUCCUUCUUUCAGCAGUUUGAAGAGCACCUCUGAAACACAAUCAGCAUUUGGAUCCCCAAUGUCAAAUGGUCCCAAUGCUGCUGUGUUUGCUGAGAAAAACGCCGUGAGCCCAAGAGCCAACGGUGGCAGCCAGCCCUGCUCAUCUGGCAGCACACUGAGCACGGCCCAUGGCUCCAGCACCUACCACAAACAGCUGGCUGCCCUCAACUGCUCCGUGCGUGACUGGAUCGUGAAGCAUGUUAACACCAACCCCCUGUGCGACCUGACCCCCAUCUUCAGGGACUACGAGCAGUAUUUGGCCAGCAUUGAGCGGCAGCAUGGAGGCAGCAGUGACAGCGGCUCAGAGAAUGAAAGCAGCAAGACCCCUGGCCCGCGGGCUGUUCCUGUGUUUGGGAGUUCAAAGCUCCAGCAAGGCUCCACUUUUUUGUUUAGCAACAAAACUGAGGAUACCUCAGACAAAAAACCUGAAGCUGCAUCAGAAAAAAGAGACCCAUUGUUAGGAGCUACAUCAACUGUCUCGUUGAAUUUCGGCAAGAGUGUUGACAGUUCUGUUUUGGGAUCCCUUGGUUCAGGAACACUAAGUAGUUUCUCAUUUUCUCCUGGGAAUUCAGGUUUGUUUGGAAAAGAUGCAAACCAGGCUAAGUCUGUCACUGAAGCAUCCACCAGUUUACUGGAAACCCACACAGACAGUGGCAAUAGUGAUGACAAAGGAGGGGAAGAAGAGGAAGAGGAGCCACCAAAAGUCAUUGUUAAUGAAAUAAAAGAAGAUGAUGCUUUCUACUCAAAGAAGUGCAAACUGUUCUACAAAAAGGAUAAUGAAUUUAAAGAAAAAGGUGUAGGAACAUUACAUUUAAAACCAGCAGGAAAUGAAAAAACUCAACUCUUAGUACGAGCAGAUACCAAUUUAGGAAAUAUACUGUUGAAUGUUCUAAUUCCGUCUAAGAUGCCAUGUACAAGAACCGGAAAAAACAAUGUUCUUAUAGUUUGUGUUCCUAAUCCACCGAUCGAUGAGAAGAAUCCAGCUGUUCCUGUCACUAUGCUAAUAAGAGUGAAAACAAGUGAGGAUGCAGAUGAGUUGCACAAAAUCUUACUGGAGAAAAAGGAGGCUUAAAUAAGUUGCAGUCCGUAAUUUGAGGAUUUAUUGCCAAACUGCUGCUGCUCUUUUUUUCUUCCCUAACUUCACUUGAACAUUUAAUUCUUUAUUCUGAUAUUAAGAACUGUUACAGGAAUUUUGGAAAAAUGAUGUGAGGAAAAGCUAAACUAGUUAAUAAAAGCUUUAAUAGAACACAAGUUUUGGACUGUGCUCCCUCAUUUUCACUAUCUAAAUGCAGGACCUCUUCUGGAUAAAGCACAUGGAUAUAAAUCCGAGUAUAUGAAUUUAGCAUCAGUCAACCAAAUGGACAGAAAUCUGCGUACAAAAACAUGGUACCAGAGCUUCCUCACAGACUGUAAUACAAUGCAGCCGCCUCCUGUUUUGGGAAGGGAGUCUGUUGAAGUUUACCUGUUGCAACUGUUUAUAGACCAUAGAUUUUUAAUUUGUCUAUUGUAUUCUGGUGAGACUUGACUUUUUAGACUCAGUGACAGUACUGCACCCCGCCAGUGAUGAUCUCCAUUGUGCUGGGUAUGUACCCUUGCAGACCCACGUGCUUUCAGGACUCAGAGACUGCAGAUAUUUAUAAGAGAAUUUGCUUGCCUAUUCUUGUUGAGAGUAGUGGUUCCUUCAGAGGAACUGUCAGUUCUGUUCUUACUGUAGCAACAAGCAAAGGAUGUGCAAUAUAGUACAAGCAGACAACUGGAAGAAGUUUUAUCCUGCACACGCUGGCAUCCCCUGGCUUCUGACAGGUCAAAGGGUCGCGCUUCCACGUGAUCCUUCCGAGGUGUUUGUCCCUAGUCCCGGAACACAGCCAAGGCAGAGCUGGACGUGCUGCACUGGUCCUGCUGCUGGUACUUUGCUGAAGAGAGUUCUUUCUGCCAACCAACUUCAGGACUUUUAAAGACCUUUCUGUUGCCUGUGGCCCUUGCCAGGAGACACAUGCACAAGGAUGCGUGUCAGUAUGUAUUUUUCCAUGUGAUAAAAAUGCUAUGCUGCACUGCAUUAAGUAAAGCAGCAGAGUGCAGCUUUUGCAAAAGCUUUCUGUUGCAUGUGGGGAGCAUGGGGUAAUUUGUAAACAUAGUUUUCAGCUGUAAUAAUAUUAACCUGGUGGCAAUAAUUUGGGGAUCAGAACAUUCAUUCUGGUCUUGGUUUCGCUCUCAACUUUGUCACUGUGUUUGGUGGUUUAAUCCUUUUCUUUUUUUCAAAUGUUUGCUGGAAACUCCUUCCCUAGUAACUUUUUCUACUUUGCUUCCAACUCUGGGACUUCUCAAGAGCUUGAUGUUAAUAUGAAACUUGAACUGCUCUCAGAUGUGUCACACUGAUCAGCUCUGGCAAGAUGGAACAAACAUGCUGUUUUGCCUCUGGCUAAUGUGACACAGAGGAAAAGAAAAACCCCUUUCCUUAAUGAAAGUCAAUGUGACACAAUUCAUAUAGGUGACCUGGAAAUCCAGCACAGUGCCAUCCUGUGGGCAGGGAACAAGGAAUAACACCAUUUGAUGAGGUGCAGCACAUCUCACCUGCACCCCUGCUCUGGGGGGGGAGCAAAUGGCCUCUAGGCCUAAUUCACUGCACAAUUCAGGUUAUGGCCUUUUUUUCCCCCUCUUUAUUAAAAGGAGGAAAAUCUUGAUUUUAUCUAUAGCCCUGUUGACCAAAGUUCCAAAAAAAAACGAAGGCCUUUACUCACAUUUCAGCCAUGCUUAGUGUAUAAGAAUUGCAUUUUUAACACUGGAGUGUGAAGGGAGCUUAGAUGCCAUUUGAGAUAUUUGAAAAAUGAACUGGUGCCUUUUGGGGUUUCUUUUUGCAUCUGGCUAAGUACUUAAAACAUUAAAAGUCAGUGACAUUGCUUUCCUUAAAAUAAGAUGCUUUUUUAAAAAAUAAGUCUUGCUGCUACCUAAAUUGUAGGGCCAAAGCUGACAGGUGUUUCUAAAUGUGUAUGAAUGAAAAGCAGAAUGCUGCCUAACAGUUUAGUCCAGACUGUGGUCCAAGGGCUCAGUUAAUUUUGCAUUUGUCUUUUUGACUGUAGUGUCUUAACCCUGUCUCUGUACAGAAAGAUUUAGAGACCGAGCUCUGGUUGUACAUCUCAUAAAGAACAGCUCUGUCUAUAAAAGCUUGGCCUUGUCUUCGCUUGAUUCCAAAAGCUCAUGGAUUUGGAACUCUUUCUUCAUCCUUAGAAAUGUGGACCAACAAACUGAACUUAACACAUUUUUCCUUACGCUUUGCCUCUGAGGAGGGGCAGCUGUGGGACUUUGCACACAUGGAUGUGGCCCAAUUCUGACAAUACACCUCUGGCCUGUUUCUAAGCAGAAGGCACAGAGUGAAUGGAAAAAUAAGUAGAAGAAUAAUAAAUUGUGUUGCAAAGAAUUAAACCUUACCCUAGCCAUCGUAGCAAGUAACACUUGAAUUCAUCUCCGCAUGUAUUUAAUCAGUAAAGCCAGGGGAAGGUAAAAAAUUAGUAUGUCUCCUUCAUGGAAUGUAAAAUAUAUGCAUAAACAUGCAAUUUUGAACAUUUUAUGUGGGGGAAAUUGCCUCUAAAAGAACAGGGAAGAAUUUCCCUGCACACCAGAUUUUAAUCAACAUCAAUUCAUGGUGACCAUGCCAUUAUGUGGACUAUGAAGCAGGAAAAGUUAGUCACACAUUGACAAACUUGGUGCUCAGGUAUAAAGCAGUCCUUUUCCAGCACUGUUAGAAAUUUUUGAUGAUGCUUCAGUUUCUAUCUAAAAAAUACUAAAAUACAGAAAUGCUGUGAAAGGCCAGAGAUUGUUAAAUAGAAAUAAAGGCCUUAAAUGAAAAUUUCAUGGAGAGCACAGACAUCAGUGUACUGCUGCCUUCAUAACAAACUGGCACAUGCUAUCCAAGGAAAGAAUUUUGAUCAGAAUUCCAACUCAGCCAUUCCUGUGUCUUGGUUUGUAAUGUAUUUAACAGCUGGAUAUCAGAUACCUGAUCUGAAAGAUGAAAGUUUCUGCCCCAAUUAAUGCCUUCAUUGUUCCAGCUGUAUGUAGAUGUUAGAGUGUCUUAUCCAUUUCUCCUCCUCUGAUUUUGAAGUUUCAGCUGGAAAAUAAACAGAUUGCUUCUUUUAAUUCUCAGAAUAAUUUCUAAGGGAGAUUAUUUCAGUUGGCUUGAAUUUUAUUUUAAAAUAUUAAAUUUCAGUAUUCAAGGUUUAGUUUUUUUGGGGGGUUCUUUUGGUUUUGGUUUUUUUUUUUUUUUUGGCAAUGUAUUCAAAAUUAUCUACUUGGGAGGGCAACGAUGUGUUCCUCUAAGGCCUUUUGGUUGAUGGAUAUGAAAGUUUUUAUUAAAUUUACAAUGAACAAUUAAACUUUCAAAUUAACAUCCUGUAGACCAUAAACCAAUCAGGAGGAUUGCUUUGCUAUUAAACUGAAGUUCAGCUCCCUUUGCAGCACUGUAACGUUUAGACUGUCGUUAAAGACUUCCUUUCUGAUGCCUUAACUUAUUUGCAUUUGAUAAAAUUUUGUAGCUGGUGCCUGUGUGCAGAAAUUAACUGACAUGAAACAAUUUAAAGUGGCAUGAGCUAGUCUAAAUCCAAUGAAAAUGCUGAAUGUGAUGAUUUGUUAGUAGAUUUCAAAAUGCUCUGAAUUUUUCAGUGGAUACUUAAGUUUUACAUAACAUGUACGUUAAUGUUUUCAUUAGUUCUGAUACACUGAGGACAUGUACAAAAAUCCAUGGAAAAUGUGAAUAAAUGAAUGGAAGAUUCA
Oenanthe melanoleuca is the source of this 7112-nucleotide messenger RNA. It is a transcript of the gene NUP50, whose product is annotated as nucleoporin 50. NCBI's taxonomy places the organism in Eukaryota, Metazoa, Chordata, Aves, Passeriformes, Muscicapidae. The transcript has 8 exons. The record is from RefSeq and is a predicted model, not a curated record. The coding region runs from base 1909 to 3420 and encodes 503 amino acids. Gene Ontology annotation, biological process: protein import into nucleus. Gene Ontology annotation, cellular component: nuclear pore.